GAACAGAUCUACUCAAGCGUAAAAAAUUGAAAGAACAUCCGGGAACUGACAAACUACGAAGACCAUCAAGCAUCGUACCAAAUCAACAAGUCCGCCAACGAUCCCGUUCUCUUUACGUUCCUCAAGUCGGUGCCUCUCGAGAACACCUAGUCUCAAACCCAGAAUACCACGAACAAAAAGAGCCUGCCACUUCAGAUACUUUGACACUGAACACUGAUCGAUCCGGAAGUCAAGUUCCCUUCCGGGAAAGCACCCCUAAUCGUGAACCCCCUCAAACUGACCCAAAAGUAGUGAAUUACCUCCAUCCUUCAAGUGCAACAAUGUCCAAUGAAACCUUAAGUCGAUCGCCGCACGGUUCUUUUCGACGCCAGAAUAACCUCAGUUUCCGAGACCGAGAGGUAAAUUACACUCUUCAGCAGGCCAUGUCUGACCACCUGGACCAAUACGGCCAUGAACAUGUCGCGAUGAAGCCUAGUUUUCGUGGUAGCCAAUCACCACAGAGGAUGCAUUUUCCCAAAUUACAAACUGCUCAAACUCCUUCCAAUAUUUCUCAUCAACCAACAGACUACGCUCCGGAUUGUACUCCCGAUUCUGGAGUCUCAGAAAGCAUGGACAAUGAUGACCUCUUUCCGGGGCACGUGCCCCGUCGAUCUACCCUUCCUAACCUCUAUGCCGAGAGCUUUCAGGGCCAAACGGAUCCCGGACUCGUUUCUUUCGUCCCUAGUGACAGUGAGGCGGAGAGUAAUGGCAGUAUGCUUACCCCCCAGACACGUGAGAAUGCAUCCUAUUCCAACCCCAAAAGAACAGUAUCACUUUAUGGUGGGGUGGCAAUGAGACAACCCCCCUCCCAACCUCAACCUAGCAAGCCCGGAGUUAUCAAGAGGAAGAAAAGCCUUCCUGACGUUCAGGUGGCGGCCAUGAAAGCUAAGGUGAUGACGAGAGCUGAAGUAUCCGAGUUGAGUUCCCAGAGGAGAGGGGAAGUCCGAAGGAUGAUGGUGGAGGCCGAACGGCUUCGCACUAACCCACUGUUGUAUGUCUUCAACCCCGGGGUAAAGGAGUGGUUCUCGAAACAACAGUUGGUGAUUAUGGUUCUGUUCGUCAACAUCAGCCUAGCCAUCAUGUUCUUCAAGCUUCUGACAUAAUCACGCCCAGUAAAAAUGCUUUGGAAUCUAACACUUCUGAAACCUGGGUGUUGCCGAGAGGACACGAUCAGCCCAGAACAGGAAGCAACAUUUUGAAAAGUCCAACAAGAUAACACGCUCUUUUACGUUUCUUUAAUUAUUUGCACUUUGGAGCUUCGCCACGCCCUGGAAUCUAACACUUCUGAAACCUGGGUGUUGCCAAGGGAACACGAUCAGUCCAGAACAGGAAGUAACAUUUUGUUUUGAACAGUCCAGCAAGAUAACACGCUCUUUUACGGUUUUUUUUUUUAUCCUUCGCACUUUGGAGCUUCGUUACCGAGAUUCGUGCAUGAUAAGCAAAACUACUGAAAGAAACUGAAACCUAUACCGAAUGUUCAGUUGAGACAUGAAAUAAAGUCAUGUACUACCUCAAGCAACUUUAUACGUCACAUAUGUUGUUUUACAGCACGUAGUAAACAAUCCCGCUUAUGUUAGGCCAUUGUAUUUAGAUCAUAUAAGUGAUAUAAAGUCGAUUAUAAAAAAAAAGAAAAGAAAAAAAGAAAAUGACAAGGUUUUUAAAAGUUGUCAUUGAGUAAAAUAAAAAGUGUAAUCAUAUAAUGUUAAAUCAAGUAUACAUUUUAGACAAAACAUGCUAGAACGGUUCCUUAUGCUUUU
Messenger RNA from Limulus polyphemus (Atlantic horseshoe crab), 1796 nucleotides. RefSeq lists its product as uncharacterized. The annotation marks the transcript as partial. The transcript is spliced from 2 exons. The record is from RefSeq and is a predicted model, not a curated record. NCBI's taxonomy places the organism in Eukaryota, Metazoa, Arthropoda, Merostomata, Xiphosura, Limulidae.